Messenger RNA from Alternaria burnsii, 2637 nucleotides. Its product is annotated as glucosamine-fructose-6-phosphate aminotransferase. Gene Ontology annotation, cellular component: riboflavin synthase complex. The transcript has 6 exons. The record is from RefSeq and is a predicted model, not a curated record. Gene Ontology annotation, molecular function: carbohydrate derivative binding; L-glutamine:D-fructose-6-phosphate transaminase (isomerizing) activity; 6,7-dimethyl-8-ribityllumazine synthase activity. The coding region runs from base 1 to 2637 and encodes 878 amino acids. NCBI's taxonomy places the organism in Eukaryota, Fungi, Ascomycota, Dothideomycetes, Pleosporales, Pleosporaceae. Gene Ontology annotation, biological process: riboflavin biosynthetic process; fructose 6-phosphate metabolic process; UDP-N-acetylglucosamine metabolic process.
AUGUGCGGUAUCUUCGGUUACAUCAACUACCUGGUGGAGAAGGACAGGAGGUACAUUCUCGACACACUCAUCAAUGGUCUGCAACGUCUAGAGUACCGUGGUUAUGACUCGGCCGGUCUUGCCAUUGACGGUGACAAGAAGAACGAGGUCUACGCAGUCAAGGAGGUCGGCAAGGUUGCGUCGCUGAAGAAGCUCGUCGAGGAGCAGAACUUCGACCUCAACAAGGUCUUUGACAGCCACGCCGGUAUUGCCCACACCCGAUGGGCCACCCACGGUCCCCCCUCGCGUGUCAACUGCCAUCCCCACAGGUCCGACCCCAACUGGGAGUUCUCCGUCGUCCACAAUGGAAUCAUCACAAACUACAAGGAGCUCAAGACCCUGCUCGAGAGCAAGGGCUUCAAGUUCGAGACUGAGACCGACACCGAGGCCAUUGCCAAGCUCACAAAGUACAUCUACAGCGAGCAUCCCGACCUGAGCUUCCCCUCGCUCGUCAAGGCCGUCAUCAAGGAGCUCCAGGGUGCUUUCGGUCUUCUCCUGAAGUCCGUCCACUACCCCCACGAGGUUGUUGCUGCCCGCAAGGGUUCUCCCCUCGUCAUCGGUGUCCGAACACAGAAGAAGAUGAAGGUUGACUUCGUCGACGUCGAGUACAACGACGAGGGUGCUGCUCUCCCCGCUGAGAGCGCUUCACACAACGUUGCUCUGAAGAAGGGCAACACCCUCCUCGCUCCCCCUGACAAGUCGCUCCUCCACCGCUCGCAGUCUCGCGCUUUCCUCUCCGACGACGGCGUCCCGAUGCCCACCGAGUUCUUCCUCUCCUCCGACCCCUCCUCCAUCGUCGAGCACACCAAGAAGGUUCUGUACCUCGAGGACGACGACAUUGCACACAUUCACGAGGGUUCGCUGAACAUUCACCGUCUGCACAAGGAUGACGGCUCGUCCAACGUCCGUACCAUUCAGACUCUUGAGAUUCAGCUCCAAGAGAUCAUGAAGGGCCGCUUCGACCACUUCAUGCAGAAGGAGAUUUUCGAGCAGCCAGAGUCUGUCGUCAACGCUAUGCGUGGUCGUCUCGAUGCUGUCAACAAGACCGUCACUCUUGGUGGUCUCCGUCAAUACCUCUCUACCAUCCGCCGAUGCAGGAGAAUCAUCUUCGUCGCUUGUGGUACUUCCUACCACUCGUGCAUGGCUGUCCGUGGUAUCUUCGAGGAGCUUACCGAGAUCCCCAUUGCCGUCGAGCUGGCCUCCGACUUCCUUGACCGUCAGGCACCAGUCUUCCGUGACGACACCUGCGUGUUCGUUUCGCAAUCCGGUGAGACUGCCGACUCCCUCGGUGCUCUCCGCUACUGCUUGGAGCGUGGUGCUCUGACUGUUGGUAUCGUCAACACUGUCGGUUCUUCCAUCUCUCUCCUCACCCACUGCGGUGUUCACAUCAACGCCGGUCCCGAAAUCGGUGUCGCUUCCACCAAGGCCUACACCUCGCAAUUCGUCUGCAUGGUCAUGUUCGCGCUCUCUCUUUCUGAGGACCGUGCAUCCAAGCAGAAGAGGCGGGAGGAGAUCAUCGAGGGUCUCACCAAGAUCUCAGACCAGUUCAAGGAGGUGCUCAAGCUCGACCAGCCCAUCAAGAAGCUCUGCGAGAGGUUCAAGAACCAGAAGUCUCUGUUGCUCCUUGGUCGUGGCUCCCAGCACGCCACCGCGCUCGAGGGUGCUCUCAAGAUCAAGGAAAUCUCGUACCUCCACUGCGAGGCUGUCAUGUCCGGUGAGCUCAAGCACGGUGUCUUGGCUCUGGUCGACGAGAACCUUCCUAUUGUCAUGAUCCUUACCCGUGACGACAUCUUCGCCAAGUCGCUCAACGCCUACCAACAGGUCAUUGCCCGUAGCGGACGACCAAUCAUUAUCUGCAACGAGAACGACCCCGAGUUCCCUACCGACAAGACAGACAAGAUUGAGGUGCCCAAGAACGUCGAUGUUCUCCAGGGUCUCAUCAACGUCGUUCCUCUGCAACUCAUGUCCUACUGGAUGGCCGUUGCCGAGGGUGUCAACGUUGACAUGCCCCGCUCUGGGCUUCGCAUCGGCAUCGUCCACGCACGCUGGAACACCAAGAUUAUCGAUGCGCUGCUUGAGGGAACAAAGAGGAAGCUCAAGGAGGCCGGAGUCAAGGAUGAGAACAUAGUCACACAGAGCGUGCCUGGGAGCUACGAGCUACCCUACGCUGUCAAGCAAUUAUACUCGGCCUCGCAAAUCCAGUCCUCUUCCACAGGCGUCGUAGGCGCAGCAGCAGACCUACUGGGCUCGGCCUCGGACCUCACAGCCCUCACCGGACAAGCCUCACAAUCCAAGACGUCCAACUCGCCCUUUGAUGCGAUAAUCGCCAUUGGUGUCCUGAUCAAAGGAGAGACGAUGCACUUUGAGUACAUUUCAGAGGCUGUGAGCCAUGGACUCAUGCGCUUGCAACUCGACAACAACGUACCUGUCAUCUUCGGGCUGCUGACGUUGUUGAGCGAUGAGCAAGGACUUAUGCGCGCAGGCAUUGGUGGUCAGGAUGGCAAGAGCGGACACAACCAUGGCGAGGAUUGGGGGAGUGCGGCGGUGGAGUUGGGAGUCAAGAGACGGGGGUGGGUUGAUGGCAAGUUCGUGGACUAG